Pocillopora verrucosa is the source of this 1158-nucleotide messenger RNA. Its product is annotated as testis-specific serine/threonine-protein kinase 3-like. Gene Ontology annotation, molecular function: ATP binding; protein serine/threonine kinase activity. The record is from RefSeq and is a predicted model, not a curated record. Gene Ontology annotation, cellular component: cytoplasm. Gene Ontology annotation, biological process: intracellular signal transduction; protein phosphorylation. Lineage: Eukaryota; Metazoa; Cnidaria; Anthozoa; Scleractinia; Pocilloporidae.
AUGUCGGCAUCGUCCAAACAAGAAAAAGAUCACGAAGAAACGGACGAAGGCGAGGCAAACGACACUUGCGACAACCACGGCAGCGGUUCUGAAGGCGAGGAAAUUGACACUUCCAACAACUACUGCACCGGUCCUCAUACCGAUGACGGCAAUGCAAAGGAAAAACAACCGGUUGAACGAGGAUCGAGGCCAAUUGACUUACCCCAAUCUCCGCAAGAAGAGCCAUCUGACGAUACCAGUAUGGUUUUAGCUCAUUACGGCUAUAUCUUGGGUGAUUCGCUGGGUAAAGGGUCCUAUGCGGUUGUUAAAGUCGCUUUUUCCAAGAAGCUAAAGCGGCAAGUUGCCAUCAAGAUCAUCAUAAAGAAAAAGGCGCCGCAAGACUACAUUACCAAGUUUUUACCACGCGAGAUCGCUGUCAUGAAAAAACUCAAGCAUCCGAACAUCAUCGGACUUUACGAAGCCAUUGAAACAAGCUCUCGGAUCUAUCUCGUAAUAGAUAUGGCCGACGGGGGAGACCUGUUAGACUACAUCAAAACGAACGGCCCGGUUUGCGAAAAUGAAGCUCGUACGUUUUUUCGGCAGUUAAUCGGUGCCUCAGAAUACCUCCAUAACUUGGACGUGGUUCACAGAGACCUGAAAUGCGAGAACAUUUUGCUGGAUCGCAACAAAAAUAUAUUACUCACAGAUUUUGGUUUUGCAAGGACUGUGCCCAUCGAUUAUGAUACUGGAAAACGAAGUUUGAGUUUGACGUUCUGUGGAUCCUACGCGUACGCGCCACCCGAAAUUCUUCGUGGCGUUGCUUACGACGGAACGCGCUCUGAUGUAUGGAGUUUAGGGGUGGUAUUAUUUACAAUGCUGUGUGCUAAAUUACCGUACGAUGACUCAAAUCUCAAGGUGCUGAUGGAGCAAGUAUCUAAGACUGUCGUUUUUCCAAAGAAGCGAAAAAUUUCCGAGGAGGCCAGACACCUCAUUUUAAAGAUGCUUUGCGAAGAAAAGGAGAGGAUUGACAUCCCAGGAAUAAAGGAACAUCCUUGGUAUCUUGGGAAGAAGAUGAAUAUCGAGCUAAAUGGAGACAAGGACAAGGAGGACCUUGGGAAGGACAUAUCUCACGAUUCAGGGCUUGGAAGCGAGCCAGUACUUGGGAACGAGGGCCGAUGA